AUGAGCCAACGCAAGCGACACCGGUCGCCCAAUCCGAUGGCGUUGGAAGAGGAAGAGAAGCAGUAUGUGACCGGUGGUAUGACUCUGGAGGAAUUAAACGAGAAGUGGCCAGCUGGGCGCGGCACUCCCCGCGCCAAGAAGGGACCACAUGGCCCUACCAAGUUAUCGCCGCAGGAGCAACGACGACAUAUCAUCGAGCGGUUCAUUUCCAGAUGGAGGAACGAUGUGGGGAAUGACAUCUAUCCGGCCUUCCGACUGAUUAUGCCCGACAAAGAUCGAGAUCGUGGUAAUUAUGGGCUGAAGGAGAACGCCAUAGGCAAGCUUCUCGUCAAGCUCAUGAAGAUCGACAAGAACUCGGACGACGGAUACAACCUGCUUCACUGGAAGCUACCCGGCCACACUACUGCGUCGCGAUUGGCUGGCGACUUUGCUGGCCGGUGCUUCGAGGUUCUUGCCAAGCGACCUAUGCGAACAGAUGUCGGCGACAUGACAAUCGCCGAGGUCAACGAGUUGCUGGACAAACUUGCCGCUUCGACGGGAGAGUUGGAGAACCUGGAGGUCUUCGAGAUCUUCUACGAGCGCAUGAACUCCGAAGAACUGAUGUGGCUCAUUCGCAUCAUCCUGAAGCAGAUGAAGGUUGGAGCGACCGAGAGGACCUUUCUUGAUCUGUGGCAUCCGGACGGCGAGGCGCUCUUCAGCGUCUCAUCAAGCUUGCGACGAGUCUGCUGGGAACUUUACGACCCCCAAGUCCGACUAGAACAGGAAGACACAGGUGUCUGCCUCAUGGAGUGUUUCCAACCCCAACUUGCACAAUUCCAAAUGCCCUCCUCUUUCCAAAAGAUGGUUGACUACCUUCAACCUACCGACGAAGAUCCCGAAUUUUGGAUUGAAGAGAAGCUGGAUGGCGAGCGCAUGCAGAUGCAUGUCACAGAAGACUCGAGCGUCCCAGGCGGCUGGCGCUUUUGUUUCUGGUCCCGCAAAGCGAAAGAUUACACGUAUUUAUACGGCAAUGGCCUGAGAGAUGAGAAGGGAGCCUUAACCCGCCACCUAGGAGAUGCUUUUGCAACCGGAGUACGAAACCUCAUCUUAGAUGGAGAGAUGAUCACCUGGGAUCCUGACGUCGAUAAAAUCAUGCCGUUCGGGACCCUCAAAACAGCCGCAUUGGCUGAGCAGAACAAUCCAUACAACAACUCCGGCCCCCGCCCGCUUUACCGCGUCUUUGACAUCUUGCUGCUAAACGACAAGCCGCUGACCCAAUACACGCUGCGAGACCGCCGCCUAGCUUUGUCCAAAGCGGUGAAGGGUGUCCACAGGAGGCUCGAGAUUCAUGAAUACGAAGCCGCGACGUCGCCGGACGCUAUAGAGCCACUUCUUCGAAAGGUUGUCGCUGAGGCGUCGGAAGGCCUGGUCCUCAAGAACCCGAGAUCGAUGUAUAGACUCAACAGUCGAAACGACGACUGGCUGAAGGUAAAGCCCGAAUACAUGUCCGAGUUCGGCGAGUCGUUGGAUUGCGUUGUUAUUGGCGGCUACUACGGCUCAGGUCGCCGAGGCGGGGCCCUUUCCAGUUUCUUGUGCGGCCUCCGCGUCUGCGAAAACCACAUCCAAGCCGGCGCCAACCCGGAGAAGUGUUUUAGCUUCUUCAAGGUGGGUGGCGGUUUCCGGGCAGAAGAUUACGCCGAGAUUCGUCACCGAACAGAGGGCAAAUGGCUACAGUGGGACCCGAAAAAGCCGCCUGUGGAAUACAUCGAGCUCGCUGGCGGCGACCGACAGUUUGAGAGACCUGAUGUAUGGAUCAGACCUCGCGACUCGGUUGUCGUGGAAGCGAAGGCAGCGAGCAUCGGCAGCUCGGACCAGUUCUCGCUCGGCUUCACCCUUCGGUUUCCCCGUUUCCGCCGCUUGAGAACCGACAAGAACUGGGACGAAGGACUUAGUAUCCAGGAGUUCCUGGACCUUCGCAAGCGGGUCGAGGAAGAAGCCAAGGAGAAGACCAUGAGCGUCGAGAACCGCAAGCGAAAAUCCGUCAAGCGUGUGAAGCGCGAGGUGGUGAUCGCCGGGACCGAGAAUAUGCCUGCGCAGUUUGAGGGAGAGAAGUCGAAGCUUUUUGAUGGCUUCGAGUUCUGCGUUCUGUCAGAGUCACUCAAGCCAUUCAAGAAGACCAAGGCACAGCUUGAGACAUUGAUCAAGCAGAACGGGGGACAGGUCUCCCAGCGCGCGGUGCCUCGGUCAAACAUGAUACUGCUAGCCGAUAAGAACGUUGUCAAAGUCGCAAGCUUACUCAAAGAAGGGAAAAACGAUGGAGGCGUCGACAUCAUUAAACCAAAGUGGAUACAAGACUGUCUUGAGCAAGCCGACGACUCCAUGUUGCUGCCAUAUGAGGAGCGACACCUAUUGCAUGCAACAGAGGCGCUCAAGACGGUUGCGUUGCAAAACACAGACAUGUAUGGUGACAGUUUCGCCCGGGACAUUAGCCUGGAGGAGCUCCGGGCGGUUCUCAAGGGCAUGCCGAAGCGAGAGCCAGACACCGACCCUUUUAACAAGGCGCAGUUUGUGAACCAGCUGGAGGAGCGCGGCCAUGGGAUUGGUCAGCUGAAGGGAUUCAUGUUCCAUCGGUGUGUCGUGCACCUGUAUGACGCAAAUGGAGACGGCGUGGGAGACGAUGUCAAAGCCCUCAAGCUUAGGAACUAUCUCAUUUUCGGCGGUGCCCGGCUGGUCAGCAGUGCAGAGGAUGACGCUACGCAUAUUGUGAUCAUAGGAACGGGAGAUCAACGCAAGGAUGCCGCAGAGUACUUUCGCCAAGAAGUUAGCAGUCGGCGGAAGGUUCCGCACAUCAUAACUGCAGAAUGGAUUGAGGACUGCUGGCGUGAGAAGACUCUGCUGGAUGAGGAGAGAUACACACGCAUGUGA
Colletotrichum spaethianum is the source of this 2904-nucleotide messenger RNA. RefSeq names its product DNA ligase 4. Gene Ontology annotation, biological process: nucleotide-excision repair, DNA gap filling; DNA recombination; DNA biosynthetic process. NCBI's taxonomy places the organism in Eukaryota, Fungi, Ascomycota, Sordariomycetes, Glomerellales, Glomerellaceae. The transcript has 2 exons. Gene Ontology annotation, molecular function: ATP binding; DNA binding; DNA ligase (ATP) activity. Bases 1 to 2904 code for a protein of 967 amino acids. Gene Ontology annotation, cellular component: DNA ligase IV complex. The record is from RefSeq and is a predicted model, not a curated record.